UAUAAGACUACAUAAUUACGUCAUCAUAGUGCGACAGUAGCUUCCUAGAAACGCAGACAGCGCCGUUGUGGGUUUUAUUUUUCAAAUUUAACAGAUUCAACCUUCGAACAUGUUUACGAACAUUGCAGACUACUAGCCUGUAAAAUGUUUAUGCCAAGAGCCCUUAAAGUGAAGAGACCAGCAGAAGACACUAACCUAAUUCUAAAGAAGAAGAAAGUCCAGUUGGAUCACGAAGAUGAGACAAGUGAAGGAGCUUCUAAGACACAUGAUGAACAGGAGUCCAAAGACACCAACAUUGAAGACUGCAGAGUAAUGGUUGAGAUACCAUUGCAAGAAGAACAAAAAGAAGAAGAAGAAGUAGAGAAGGAGUGUUCUUCAAGCAUGGACACCAACAUUGAAGACUGCAGAGUAAUGGUUGAGAUCCCAUUACAAGAAGAACAAAAAGAAGAAGAAGAAGUAGAGAAGGAGUGUUCUUCAAGCAGUGCUGAAGAAGAGGAGGAACCGGUCAAAUCUUUCAAAAAGAAUCAAAGAUGGCCAGAACCAGGAGAACCCAUCUGUGUGAUGUGUGGGCGCUAUGGAGAGUACAUCUGUGACAGCACUGACAACGAUGUUUGCAGUCUGGAAUGCAAAGGCAGCCACUUGGCCCAAAUGGGCUUGGGCACUGGGGUGGAGGUGUUUAAUCAAAAGGACACGAAAAAAGACGAAAAUGCUCAACCUGCUGCAGCUUCUGUGAAUGCACUUGAAUUGAACUAUUCCUACAAGGAGGAUCCAUUCAUAUCUGGUCUCACUGAUGAGCAGCUGCGGCGGAUUAAAAAGGAACUGGGCAUUGAUACCCAAGGGAGAGAUGUGACAAGGCCCAUUGUGGAGUUUGAACACUGUGGCUUUCCAAUGACUCUUAAUCGCAACUUGAAGAAGGCCGGCUACGAGACGCCAACACCUGUACAGAUGCAGAUGCUGCCCGUUGGUCUCAUUGGCAGGGAUGUGAUCACCAGUGCUGACACAGGCUCAGGGAAAACGAUAGCCUUCCUGCUGCCCGUCAUUCUCAAAGCAAUGAAGGAACAAACUCAGAUUGCUCGCAGCCCUGUGGCUCUCAUCUUGACCCCCACCAGAGAGCUGGCCAUUCAGAUAGAGAGACAGGCCAAGGAGGUGGUGAUUGGCCUCCCUAAUAUGAGAACUGCCCUGCUGGUGGGCGGCAUGCCCCUCCCUCCACAACUUCACCGCCUCAAGAGCAGCAUCAAAAUCGUCAUAGCAACACCAGGGCGACUCCUUGAGGUUUUGAAGCAGAAGGCUGUGCGGCUUGAUAGAGUGAAGAUUGUUGUGGUUGAUGAGGUUGACACUAUGCUCAAGAUGGGCUUCCAGCAGCAGGUCCUAGAGGUUUUAGAGCAUGUGGCCGAAGACCGCCAGACCCUACUGGCAUCAGCCACCAUCCCAACGGGGACGGAGGAGCUGGCGUCCCGGUUGGUGCAUGACCCAGUCCGUAUUGCCGUCGGAGAGAAGAACCAGCCCUGUGCCAACGUUAGACAGAUCCUGCUGUGGGUCGAGGAGCCCUCAAAGAAGAAGAAGCUGUUUGAGAUUCUCAACGACGAUAAGUUAUACCAGCCUCCAGUGGUGGUGUUUGUCGACUGUAAACUCGGCGCUGAUCUGCUGUGUGAAGCCGUCGCCAAGGUGACGGGCCUCAACACAGUGGCGAUCCACUCCGACAAGAACCAGCUGGAACGUAAUCGCAUCCUCAAGGGACUUCUGGAUGGUGACUUUGAGGUGGUGAUAAGUACUGGUGUGCUCGGCAGGGGACUGGACUUGGCAAAUGUCCGAGUGGUGGUUAAUUUUGAUAUGCCAAACACCAUGGAUGAGUAUGUCCAUCAGGUGGGAAGAGCCGGUCGUCUCGGCCACAGGGGAACAGCCAUCACAUUUCUGAACAACAACAACAAACGUCUGUUCCUGGCGGUGUUCAACAGGGUCAAACCGACAGGAACCAUCCUGCCUCCACAGCUCCUCAACUCACCUCACCUUUUCGAGCAGCAGAGGAGAGAAAAGCAACAUGCUAAGUUUGGGCCUGGCGACACGAUGGUGACCAAAAAUAACCUCCUUGACAUUAUUAAGAGGCAUGACCGGCGUAAAAAAUAGUUCGGACAGAUAUGCUUCUUCUGAUAAGAGAAUGAGAAUUCAGAAGAGCACAGGCAUUGGACACUGGAGGACUCGAAGAAGGUGUUGUGAACAAACAUUUUUAGUGUAGCUGUUGCAAAAGUGUAUUAAUUAACAAUUAAAUUGUAAAAAGAAUAAAAUUAUUUGUUGGUUGUAUAAAAAAUGGCUUCAUAGUUAUCUUCAUUAAAAAGAACAAUAUGUUAUUAUUAAUAAUCACGUUUCUUACAGUUAAAUUUGUUUUUGAGGUUCAUCAAGGUUCCGUUUUGGGCCCGCUUUAGUCUGUAAUCUAUAUCAGAUAUUUAAAAUGUGUGCAAGAAUAUAUUGCUUCACUAAGCCACCUACUCAGUGGUCUAGGGUUUAGAGUGUCCGCCUUGAGAUCGGUAGGUUGUGAGUUCAAACCCCGGCCGAGUCAUUCCAAAGACUAUUAAAAUGGGACCCAUUACCUGCCUGUUUGGCUCAAGGUUUGGAUUUGGGGGUUAAAUUACCAAAAUGAUUAACGGGCAUGGCAACCGCUGCUGCUCACUGCUCCCCUCACCUCCCAGGGGGUGAACAAGGAGAUGGGUCUUCUCAAGAUGGGUCAAAUGCACCUAGUGUGUGUGUGACAAUCAUUGGUACUUUAACUUUAACUUACGUAGAUUUGCAGACCUGCAUUUUAAUAUCACAUAAUCUUGAUUGCUUCACAAGAGAAUCAAAUUUUUCUAAAUAGUUUAAAAUUGAUAUAUUGUCACUUGAUAAUAAUGAAUAACUAUA
Molecule: messenger RNA, 2892 nt
Organism: Nerophis ophidion (straightnose pipefish)
Lineage: Eukaryota; Metazoa; Chordata; Actinopteri; Syngnathiformes; Syngnathidae
Gene: ddx59
Product: DEAD (Asp-Glu-Ala-Asp) box polypeptide 59
Exons: 8
Coding region: 145-2124 (659 amino acids)
Molecular function (GO): RNA helicase activity; nucleic acid binding; ATP binding
Source: RefSeq, a predicted model, not a curated record